UUCAAGUUUUCUCGAGAAAAGAAAAUGCCAUGAAAACAAAAGCCUUUGAAGGUGAAUCGUGAAAAAGGGAGCAUCAGAAAAUGUAUGACGAAUAGGGUUAUCGAGGCAGUAUACUGUCGCGAAGCACUUUCACUUAGUCCGCGAACAUACAUUUUACUCCCAAUUACACGCUUUUUUACUUACUGAUAAAAACUGAUGAUUUUCUUACUAUAAAAAGUUUUUUGAUUAAGAAAAGGCAGGAAAGAUGAGCUCAGCGAAGGAUUGCACGGAGCCGACGGACAUACUUGUCUGCGGAGGCUGUCGGCAGGUUUUUACUGACAUCUGCGAUUUGGCACAGCACAAAAAAGUUUGCCCUGGACAGGGCGGCGGAGGAAGCGGGACAGUGUCGCGAGGCGGCAUUCCAGCUAAAGGCGGCGCUCGAGGCGACCAGCAGCGGGUUGGCACGGGUUCGAGCACUAGCGGAAAUGCUAACGCUUCCGGUCGGACUUCCUGUUUGAACUCUGCCGCGGAACAGGCUUCGCCGCCCAAAACCGGAAAUCAACGACAGUCUGUUGCCACUGGUGGCGCCGCGAGUCGAGGCGCCUCUGCCAAAGCCAGCUGUACCGGCGCCACUCCCAAGCAAAGUGCCCUGAAAGCUGAUAGUGGCAAGGUCAACGAAGAUGUUGACCCCUGCAAUGGCUUGAAGGCUGAUGCAAACGGUGGGGAAUGCGAUGCUGAAGGAAUGGAAGGUGAGGAAGACAAGGUUCCAGAGAUUUUGGCUGUUGGGGCAAUUAUUCCUCGGGAUCAGCAAUGGUAUUCGCCAAUUGGGCUCGAACCCGGAAACAGGAUCCUAAUUUGCGGUCGCUUUCGACGCGACAAUGUUGUGCCAAUCGUGGAUCUUUGGCACAACAUUGACGAGCAAAGAGUGUUUUUCUACAGCGUUUGUUUCGACGAUUGUCGAGCCGUAAUUGGCAGCAAGUUGGACGGAAAAUGGGUCGGCAAACAAGCUGUUCCUGGUGAUUUCCCCUACGAAAUGUCGACGGAUUUCACGCUGGAAAUCCUGUGCAAGGACGACAGCUUUACUAUCAAUUGGAGAGGUGUCAGAGGUGACGGAACUGUCGACUUUCCGUAUUCCUACGAGAUAGAAAAGGUCAACAUGCUGCGGAUGCAGGAGUUCGAUAUGAUUUACAAGAUCGAGAAGGACUGGUUUUGAAUCCGAAUAAAAAAAUUGCACAUUUUUCUACUGAAA
This is a messenger RNA of Notodromas monacha, 1228 nucleotides long. The record is from the annotation of a GenBank genome assembly. NCBI's taxonomy places the organism in Eukaryota, Metazoa, Arthropoda, Ostracoda, Podocopida, Cyprididae.